AUGUGUUGUUGCGUGUGUGGGCUGUUAUUUUUAACCUUAUUUGCUUUAAUUAUGUUAUUAAUACUUAAUGGGAUCAUAAAAUUGAGAUAA
Molecule: messenger RNA, 90 nt
Organism: Plasmodium berghei ANKA
Lineage: Eukaryota; Apicomplexa; Aconoidasida; Haemosporida; Plasmodiidae
Product: conserved Plasmodium protein, unknown function
Exons: 1
Coding region: 1-90 (29 amino acids)
Source: RefSeq, a predicted model, not a curated record